Messenger RNA from Gordionus sp. m RMFG-2023, 1092 nucleotides. RefSeq lists its product as uncharacterized. The transcript is spliced from 9 exons. The record is from RefSeq and is a predicted model, not a curated record. NCBI's taxonomy places the organism in Eukaryota, Metazoa, Nematomorpha, Gordioida, Chordodea, Parachordodidae. The coding region runs from base 1 to 1092 and encodes 363 amino acids.
AUGUCAUUGGGGUAUGCUCUAUACCUCGAUGACAAAUAUCUUAGUGGGCGGCAACAUUUUACCAAGGAUUUGUUAUCAAAUGUUGGGAUGGUUAGCGCCAAGACUUGCUGUAACCAAUGCGGCAACACGUCAAUCCAGGAUAUCAAAUCAAGAAACAGGUAUGCCGAUAAAGAACUCGUAGACAAGUGCGACAUCGUUUUGACGGACAUCGAAAAUUUUUUGUACAAUAUCAAAGAAAAGAAUCAUGACCUGAAUAUGAACGACGUUAUAGAUAUCUACGAAAAUGCCAAAAUUUGCUUUAAACUAAAAAGUUCCAACCAAAUGGAACUCUUGAAUAACCAAUCAGCUCUGAUACAGGGAUAUCAAAAAACUUUAAAUUCUCACCAGACCUCUUUAAUCGAACACGAAACGGAAAUAAGAAAAUACCGAGACAUGAUAAAGCAAAUAGAAGGGGAAAAAAUAUCGCAGGCCUCGGAAAUCGAAUCCUCCAAGAAGAAUUGUGACGAGUUGGCGCAAAAAUUUAACGAAGAAAAUGGGAGGAAUAAAAAAUUGUCCGCUAAUUUGGAAGGGAUUAGGGAAAGUCUGAACAUGGAAAUUAAUAAAAAAGAAACGAUACGAAAAAAUUUGGAAUCAUUUAAAAUCGAAUACGAUACGCUAAACGAAAUGCACCAGGUGCUUCUCAAGCAUUACGACAACGCUAAAGUGCAGCAAGAAAAAAUGCGACAACAUAUCUGCCAACUAGAAGAACACAAUUCCGAAUUCAAUAAAGAUUUGAAAGAGAAAGAAGUCAGGCUGAAAGAAUCGAAUCGAAUGAUUGAGGGUCUAACAACUUGCAAGGAAGCCAACGAGAAAGACAUCUCUAAAUUGCAUUUGAUAGUGGAACAAUUACGUAGAGAUAUUGAUGCCGUAGAUGCCAACCGCAAAAAUUUGCUAAACGAUAAAAUUGCCUUGGAAUCCGUUUGCAAGAGGCAAGAGGUCGCUUUGGCGGAAAAGGACGAAGCCAAUAAAAAAUUGACAAAAGAAUUGCAAUUAUAUACCGACAUUACAUCGAAAAUUAGCCAUUUAACCAUGGACCUGAAACAACGAAGAUGA